Entrophospora candida is the source of this 408-nucleotide messenger RNA. The record is from the annotation of a GenBank genome assembly. NCBI's taxonomy places the organism in Eukaryota, Fungi, Glomeromycota, Glomeromycetes, Entrophosporales, Entrophosporaceae.
AUGAAGGACAAUGACAGCCUUUCUAUGACUACAACAAGUAAGAAAAUGCUGGCUGAUACCUUCAUCCCAGAUGAAGACUUGAGGUUUGUUGAAAGGUGUGAACCAUACACUAUAUGUCAGACCAGAAACUGGAUUUUAUCAAGUGGAACUGACAUGGAAACAAAGCAACUCUUCUCUACAGAAGAUUGGACUGAGAUGUUGAAAAACUUUGAGAAUGAAAUAGAAAUCAUUAAAGAAGAUAUACCUGACAUUAUAUGUUUGUUUUUUGACAAAGUUGAACAGAAUAAUGAAAAGAAUGAAAAUAUCAUGAUGGAUUAUUCCACAGGAAAUAGAAGCAAAGCCAUGAUCACACUCAAUGAACAAGAUAAAACCUAUAUGAUUGAAAUCAAGAGAGUGGUUCUGACAUAG